Scleropages formosus (Asian bonytongue) is the source of this 3297-nucleotide messenger RNA. It is a transcript of the gene cab39l, whose product is annotated as calcium binding protein 39-like. The record is from RefSeq and is a predicted model, not a curated record. NCBI's taxonomy places the organism in Eukaryota, Metazoa, Chordata, Actinopteri, Osteoglossiformes, Osteoglossidae. Bases 1 to 1005 code for a protein of 334 amino acids. Gene Ontology annotation, molecular function: protein serine/threonine kinase activator activity. Gene Ontology annotation, biological process: intracellular signal transduction. The transcript has 8 exons.
AUGCCGCUGUUUGGAAAAUCCCACAAGAGUCCCGCCGACAUUGUCCGAACCCUGAAGGAGAACAUGGCCAUUCUCGUCAAACAGGACAAAAAAACGGAGAAGGCUUCUGAGGAGGUGUCUAAGUGCCUGGUGGCGAUGAAGGAGAUCCUCUAUGGGACCAAUGACAAAGAACCCCACACAGAGACAGUGGCUCAGCUGGCACAGGAACUCUACAACAGCGGCCUCCUCAUCUCACUUGUUGAAAACCUCCAGGUCAUUGAUUUUGAGGGUAAGAAGGAUGUGUGCCAGAUCUUCAACAACAUCCUCAGGAGGCAGAUUGGAACCCGCAGCCCAACGGUGGAGUAUUUUUGCUCACACCAAGAGGUGCUCUUCAUCCUGCUGAAGGGCUACGAGACCCCCUUGGUAGCACUGAACUGUGGGAUCAUGUUGCGGGAGUGCAUCCGGUACGAGCCCCUGGCCAAGGCAGUGCUGCACUCGGAGCACUUCCAGGACUUCUUCAGCUACGUGGAGAUGUCCACUUUCGACAUCGCUUCUGACGCCUUCGCCACCUUCAAGGAUUUGCUCACGAGACACAAAGUUCUGGUGGCGGAGUUUUUAGAACAGAAUUACGACACAGUGUUCAGCGACUAUGAGAAGCUGCUGCGCUCAGAGAACUACGUUACAAAGCGACAGUCGCUGAAGCUUCUGGGAGAGCUUCUCCUGGACAGACACAAUUUCACAGUGAUGACUCGCUACAUCAGCAAGCCAGAGAAUCUCAAACUCAUGAUGAACCUGCUGCGAGACAAAAGUCCCAACAUCCAGUUUGAGGCCUUCCAUGUCUUCAAGGUGUUUGUUGCCAACCCCAACAAGACUCAGCCCAUUGUGGACAUCCUCCUGAAGAACCAGACCAAACUGAUCGAUUUCCUUAGUAAUUUCCAGAAGGAUCGCACGGAUGACGAGCAGUUCAACGAUGAGAAAACCUACCUGAUCAAACAAAUCCGGGACCUGAAGAAACCCGCUUCUUAGAACCCCCCCGUCCCCGUCACUACCUUGCCAACUCUUUUUCUAUUGAGAAAGCGACAAUAAUAGUAUCAAUAAUAAUUGUAUUUAAAAUAUUGAAUACUUUUUUUGUUUAAAAGGCUCUCAAAAAUAGUUCUCAAUCACAGAUCUUCUACAUCUGUUUUACUUUAACUGUGUUUUUAUCACUAGUGUUGUGCCACUCUUCGAUUUUAAUACAUUGUUGAAUGCAAGUUUUGUUAAUUUUCAAAAGAGAGCCAAAGGUUAUUAAAAUUGUAGUUGGAAUUUGAUCUUCUCUUGCAGAAUUGAAUAGAUUACAAAGACCUAUGACAUAGCAGGUAGCAUAGUGGUGACAGCCAUCGCUUUGCAGUCAACAGAUCUGUGUUUGAAUCCUCGUUCCCACGUUAAAAAAAAAAAAAAGAAAUCCCUAGCUAUACGAAUGAGUAGAGGCAUUGUAAGCAGCCUACUACACAAGCUGCUACUCAGUUUUUAUUUUUAAAUCAAAUUCCGAAAUAUGCACUAUGUAGCCAUCACUGCUAAUCCUUUCAUUCAGAACUUGUCCAGCAAAUGACAUUGCAGUGGUUGUUAUUGUUCAUUUGUAGAAGGUCAGAGUGAUUUGCCAACUUUUCUUAUACCUUAGGAAAGGAAAACACAUUAGGUUAUUCCAAAUUACCAGAUACAGAUACGAAGAUUCUCCUUUUGCCGAGUGUCCAGGCGCCAGUCUUCAACUUGCAUUCCUUAGCUCUUUUUCUCCUCUCUGUAUGGGUCUUAACACUUUUCUCUUUUGAAAGUAGCUCUUUUGGUGACUUUUACACCAAUACAGUUUGUACCAUAGAAACAAAACGAUUUCAGUUUGCGUGCUGCUUAGAAAGAAAUGAUCAAAUGCCAAACAGGAAAUCCGUGGAGUGGCACUCUAUCAGCUAAAGAAACCAUCUGUAAAAUUGACAGGAAGUCUCGCCAGCCAGUGGUUUGGAAGCAUACUAGUAUGAUUCGUUUUAAGAAGCAAUGAUUUCACACAGAUUCGCAUUUCAUGCCGACUGAAUCAGUAUUUUAUUUGUAGUUCUACCGAAUGACAUUUUCAAGUGACACUAUAACCAAAGUCUUGGUUUUCUUCAUGGUUCAGUGCUACUAGUACUACUAUAUUACUAUAUUUAGGUUUAUGAUAUUAGCAUAUUUUCUUGUUAAACAGGGCUGUAUUUUUAUUUAGUUGUGUUUUAAUGUGUAAAGGCUGGUUUUACACAUCUAGAGUGCCAUUUAGAGUGGCUUGAUUUAAAACAAAAAAUAUUCUUGGCACUUUCUACUUUUUUGUAGCUUUUCCUCCAGUUAAUGUACGAGAGGAAUUAUGAUAUUAUUUUAUGACUGGUAUUUAUACGUGUGUGAUCUGUAAUGUGAUUUUUAUUUCGCUCUUGAUUAUUUUAAGUCAGGAGAAAUGCAUUGUGGGCCUGUGAACACACAAAAACAGUUGGAGAGGAAGACAGUUAAGAGGUGCCUUUUGUUUUUGUGUUCCUUCUCUUUUGCUUUUUUUGCAGUUUACUUUCCAGGGGGAGCUUAAUCUUCUAGAAUGAUGCUCUAGUUGAACAUAUUUGCGGUGGUUAAGCAGUGAACCCCUUUUAAUGGUCUAUUUUUGAAUUAUGCUGUUCAAAACAUUUAUUUCAAGCUACUGCUGAGAUAUUCAUUGAGUUUUUAAAUGUUGUUUGCAUAUGAAAUGAUGUAAUCAAACAAGGACCAGGAGACCAUCAGCAAGGCUUACGAUGCCUUUCUUUCCCUUUUAGGCCUCAUUUUAAUGGAAAAUCUGGGGAAUAGUAGCCUAAAUGAGUCAUUGAACACCUCAGUAAAAUUACCAUGAUUUUUAACCUCACAAAAUUCCAUUUAAAAAUUACUAACAGGUAUUGUAAGGAGCAAUGUUUCAUGGAGGGUUCUACAAAGCAUUUGUAUAAUUUCCUCCAAUUGCUUGUGAAUAUGUACCUUAUUUCUGUUUUUCACCCAACAUUUAAUGACAGUUUGGUGCAGCAUUACAUAUAUGGGAUAAAUUCAGCUGUAACCAGUGACUAGUAAAUCAGGAAGACUGUCUUGAGUCAGAGACAGUAAUAAUAAUAAUCAAAAUCUACCUGAGCCAAAUUCACUUCUGACCCUCCUUUAGGAAGGGAUAUAGAAUGUUUUCUUCACUUUUUGUGUACUAACAAAGUAAACAUAAAAUAACAGAGAACAGACCUAUUUUUCACAUUUUGAAAUGUGGAAUUUAAGACAACACACAGUUGUAUAUCAUCACCCAAUGCUACUGUACCACAUCACCCAUAAUGA